AUGCAUCCUUCUAUUGAUAUCAAGGAAUUUAAAGAAAAAUUAUCUACAGGGUUACCCUUUCAGCGUUCAUUUCAGUUCUGGUUCGAGCGGUUGAUAUCUAUACUGACUACAAGAAUUUUAAAGCACAUACUUCUAAUCAAAUUGUUCAGAGAUAUUCUAAAGAAUCUUCGUCUUCAGGUUUUUGCUUUUCAUGAUGAGGAGGCACAGGUACAACAUCCUGGUGUUCAGAAAUUGAUGAUGACUGAUAUUCGCAACUUGCAAGCUUUUGCAUUAUAUAUGCAAAAGACAGAUAUAAAAUUCGAUCUAUAUUCUGUAACCAAGGAAAUGGAGAGACAGGAGGGUUCUAGUGAUGGAAUCCCCAUCCUGAAGCUUGGUGAUGAAAUAGAAAAAAGAGGGAUAAAUUCCAGUGGUAAGGUAGCUGCAGCAGCAAAGCAACUCCUCUUUGUUGUUCUUUUCCUUCGUAAUCUUUUACCCAUUCCUGGCCUAUUUAUUAUUCAGCUUUUCUAUCCUCAUCCCAGAAAUAUUCUGAUCUGCCGAGGUUCUCAGGUUGCAUUGCUUGAUUAUGGGCAAGUGAAGGAUCUCCCUGACAAACUGAGGCUAGGAUAUGCUAAUCUUGUCCUUGCUAUUGCAGAUAAUGAUUCUAUAAGGGCAUCAGAGAGCUACAGGGAACUUCGCAUAGAUACAUUGAGCAAUUGUGAGGAUGAGCAAAAGGAACUGUUUAAAAUGGCACAAACUAUGUUCGAUACAAAGCUACCACCUGGUGUAACAAUGUUGCAACCUUUCUCGGAAGAUUCUUCAAUUAAAAAAAUCGCUGCUCAGAACAGUGGAGACCAAUUGCUGAAGAAGCCCUGCACCUUGCUGGGAGACUCACAGAUAACAUCUCCAACUCCGAAAGUACAUAAAUAG
Messenger RNA from Fraxinus pennsylvanica, 906 nucleotides. The record is from the annotation of a GenBank genome assembly. Lineage: Eukaryota; Viridiplantae; Streptophyta; Magnoliopsida; Lamiales; Oleaceae.